UACACGGUGUCCUGGAUUGCUGGGGAGUUGCAUCGUUUGGGUUUCGAGCGCCACGGCAACGAACGCCUUUACCACGGGCACACGGGUCUGCACAUGCCUUCUUUGAUAUUCAUUGGGCCUACGUAUUACCAGCGGCUGAAGCACAUGGUCGACGACAAAAUACAUGCGCGAGCUCGCGGCCCUGUAGCUGCUCUGACGCGGCAACCCAUGGAGGGCAAAAGCAGAGAAGGAGGCCUGCGUUUCGGGGAGAUGGAGCGGGAUUGCAUGAUAUCGCACGGGGCUGCUCGCAUGCUCAAGGAACGCCUCUUUGACCAAAGUGAUGCUUACAGGAUUCAUUGCUGCGACAUCUGCGGAACAAUGUGUGUUGCUGAUCUGCAGCGCCUUGCAUUCGAAUGCAAAAUGUGCGGGAACAGCAACAAAAUAUCACAAGUCUACAUUCCCUAUGCUUGCAAACUCCUCUUGCAAGAACUCAUCUCGAUGUGUAUUUACCCCAAACUGGUGCUUCAGGUGGCAUAA
Eimeria maxima is the source of this 516-nucleotide messenger RNA. Its product is annotated as DNA-directed RNA polymerase , related. The transcript has a single exon. The annotation marks the transcript as partial. Gene Ontology annotation, biological process: DNA-templated transcription. Lineage: Eukaryota; Apicomplexa; Conoidasida; Eucoccidiorida; Eimeriidae. Gene Ontology annotation, cellular component: RNA polymerase II, core complex. Gene Ontology annotation, molecular function: DNA-directed RNA polymerase activity; ribonucleoside binding; DNA binding. The record is from RefSeq and is a predicted model, not a curated record.